AUGGAUUGGGUUCAAUGUAACUCUUGUCAGAAGCGGCCGAAGCAAGUGCGAAUGUUUGUCACGUCGUGCGGUCAUAUUUCCUGUGAAGAGUGCAGGAAAAAGGUUGAAAACUCAUGCCUUAUAUAUGAUGCUGAAGAGCAUACGCUUAAUAUGUCGCAUCCCCAAUUGGUGACAAGUACACCAAUAGUAAACCUGGAAGUUUCGCGGAAGGAAUAUUUACGAAAAGCAUUCUUUUCUGGUGGACAAAACCCAUCACCUGUUCUAUGA
Molecule: messenger RNA, 267 nt
Organism: Caenorhabditis bovis
Lineage: Eukaryota; Metazoa; Nematoda; Chromadorea; Rhabditida; Rhabditidae
Source: the annotation of a GenBank genome assembly